GAGGGAGAGGCGCCGGGCGAGACGGGUCCGCGCGUCCUCGGGGCUCUUCCAAGCCGCGAAGCCGGGAGCCUGCAGACUUCUCCCGCGCAAGGCUCGCAGCUAAACGCCUUCCCGAGAGCCAGGGGCGCACGCCUGCAUCUGAAAAGCAGAGAGCGCUCUCUUCCCGCAGCCUUUCGGAAACAGCACUUGGGUGGCUGGCGGCAUGAGUCCGGCAAGGCGCUGGGGCAGACCCUUGCUUUUCCCUUUGCAGCUCUUCAGCCUCUGCUGGGUGCUCUCGGUGGCCCAGAGCAAAACAGUCCGCUACAGCACCUUUGAGGAAGAUGCUCCCGGCACGGUCAUUGGGACGCUGGCUGAGGACUUGCACAUGAAAGUGUCCGGAGACACGAGCUUCCGCCUGAUGAAGCAGUUCAACAGCUCUCUGCUCCGGGUGCGCGAGGGCGACGGACAGCUGACCGUCGGGGACGCAGGCCUCGACCGAGAGCGGCUGUGUGGUCAGGCCCCACAGUGCGUGUUGGCCUUCGACGUGGUCAGCUUCUCCCAGGAGCAGUUCCGGCUGGUGCACGUGGAGGUAGAGGUGAGGGACGUCAACGACCACGCGCCCCACUUCCCUCGUGCCCAGAUCCCUGUGGAGGUGUCCGAGGGUGCGGCAGUAGGCACGCGCAUCCCCCUGGAGGUGCCGGUGGAUGAGGACGUGGGUGCCAAUGGGCUGCAGAGCGUGCGCCUCGCGGAGCCCCACAGCCCCUUCCGCGUGGAGCUGCAGACGCGCGCGGAUGGCGCCCAGUGCGCCGAUCUGGUGCUCCUGCAAGAGCUGGACCGCGAAAGCCAAGCCGCCUACAGCCUGGAACUGGUGGCCCAAGACGGCGGCCGCCCGCCACGAUCUGCCACAGCCGCCCUCAGUGUACGAGUGCUAGACGCCAAUGACCACAGCCCGGCCUUCCCCCAGGGCGCCGUAGCCGAGGUGGAAUUGGCAGAGGACGCGCCCGUGGGCUCGCUGCUGCUGGACUUGGACGCGGCCGACCCAGACGAGGGCCCCAAUGGUGACGUGGUGUUCUCUUUUGGCGCCCGCACCCCGCCCGAGGCCCGUCGUCUCUUUCGGCUGGAUCCGCGCUCCGGCCGCCUUACCUUAGCCGGGCCGGUGGACUACGAGCGCCAGGACACCUAUGAGCUGGACGUGCGGGCCCAAGACCGUGGCCCAGGGCCGCGCGCCUCCACCUGCAAGGUCAUCGUGCGCAUCCGCGACGUCAACGACAACCCACCGGACAUCACCAUCACCCCGCUGGCCGCGCCGGGUGUGCCACCGGCCUCGGCUUUCACUGCCGCCGCCGCCCUCGGGGGAGCGGACGCAACCUCACCGGCCGGGCCCGGGACGCCGGAGGCCGGAACCACGUCUCUGGUGCCGGAGGGGGCGGCGCGCGAGAGCCUGGUGGCUCUGGUCAGCACCUCGGACAAGGACUCGGGGGCCAACGGGCAGGUGCGCUGCGCCCUCUACGGGCAUGAGCACUUCCGGCUGCAGCCAGCCUACGCGGGCAGCUAUCUGGUGGUGACCGCGGCAUCGCUAGAUCGCGAACGCAUCGCCGAGUACAACCUGACGCUGGUGGCUGAGGACCGCGGCUCGCCCCCGCUGCGCACGGUGAGGCCCUAUACGGUGCGCGUGGGCGACGAGAACGACAACGCGCCUGUCUUCACGCGGCCUGUCUACGAGGUCUCGGUGCGCGAGAACAAUCCUCCCGGCGCCUACUUGGCUACCGUGGCCGCCCGAGACCCGGACCUAGGCCGCAAUGGUCAAGUCACCUACAGGCUGCUGGACGCAGAAGUGGGCCGCGCGGGAGGCGCCGUGUCGACCUACGUCUCAGUGGACCCGGCUACCGGGGCCAUCUACGCCCUGCGCAGCUUCGACUAUGAGACACUGCGCCAGCUCGACGUGCGCAUCCAAGCAAGUGACGGCGGUUCCCCUCAGCUUUCCAGCAGCGCCCUGGUGCAAGUACGGGUGCUGGACCAGAAUGACCACGCGCCAGUCCUGGUUCUUCCUGUGCCGGCCAACGGCACUCUAGAAGUGGCCGUCCCUGGGCGCACCGCCAGGGACACGGCUGUAGCGCGCGUGCAGGCCCGGGAUGCAGACGAGGGCGCCAAUGGAGAACUGGCAUUCGACCUGCAGCAGCAGGAGCCCCGCGAAGCCUUCGCCAUAGGCCGCCGCACGGGGGAGAUCGUGCUCACCGGCGACCUCUCGCAGGAACCCCCUGGCAGCGUAUUCCGGGCGCUACUGGUCAUAUCCGACGGCGGCCGCCCCCCUCUCGCCACCACCGCAACUGUUAGUUUCGUGGUAACCGCGGGCGGCGGGCGCGGGCCCGCUGCACCUGCCAAUGCGGGCACCCCGGAGCGCUCCAGCCCGCCAGGCUCUCGCCUCGGGGCGUCGGGGCCGGCACUGCAAUGGGACACGCCGCUGAUCGUGAUCAUCGUGUUGGCCGGGAGCUGCACGCUGCUGCUGGCCGCCAUCAUCGCCAUCGCCACCACCUGCAACCGCCGCAAGAAGGAGGUGCGCAAAGGGGGGGCCCUCCGGGAAGAGCGGCCCGGGGCGGCGGGCGGCGGAGCCUCAGCUCCCGGCUCCCCGGAGGAGGCCGCCCGGGGAGCCGGGCCCAGGCCCAACAUGUUCGACGUGCUCACCUUCCCUGGCAGCGGCAAAGCGCCCUUUGGCAGCCCCGCGGCCGACGCGCCCCCGCCCGCGGUCGCCGCGGCCGAAGUGCCGGGCUCGGAGGGCGGCAGCGCCACGGGGGAAAGCGCCUGUCACUUGGAGGGGCAGCAGCGGCUCCGCGGCGCGCACGCCGAGCCCUACGGUGCGUCUCCUGGCUUCGGCAAGGAGUCGGCGCCCCCAGUGGCCGUCUGGAAGGGACACUCCUUCAACACCAUCUCCGGCCGAGAAGCCGAGAAGUUCAGCGGCAAAGACAGCGGCAAAGGGGACAGUGAUUUCAACGACAGCGAUUCCGACAUCAGCGGGGACGCUCUGAAAAAGGAUCUCAUCAACCACAUGCAGAGUGGACUGUGGGCGUGCACAGCCGAGUGUAAGAUCCUGGGCCAUUCGGACCGCUGCUGGAGCCCGUCCUGUGGUGGGCCCAACGCACAGCCCUCACUGCAGCCUCCAGCGCAGAUGUCAACCUUCUGUAAGAGCACGUCGUUGCCGCGGGAUCCCCUGCGCAGGGACAACUUCUACCAGGCCCAGCUGCCCAAGACUGUGGGGCUGCAGAGCGUCUACGAAAAAGUGCUGCACCGAGAUUAUGACAGGACAGUCACUCUGCUUUCCCCGCCCCGUCCAGGGAGGCUCCCAGACCUGCAGGAGAUCGGGGUGCCCCUUUACCCAUCCCCCCCAGGAAGGUACCUGUCCCCAAAGAAGGGAGCCGAUGAAAAUGUGUAACCCCACGCUGCAUGUCUUCACACAUCAUACAGGUCACUCUGAGAAGCCCCUAAGUUAUUGACUGGUUUCAGUGUUGUAAAUAUAAAUAUGCAAGAUGUGCCUUAAAAAUGAAGUUGUUGGAAGCUCUUUCCAAUCACAUUGGUACUGUUUGGUAUUUGCAAACAAAAAAAAAUGUAGUUAAUGUAAUUUUUAUGAAAUGUGUGCGUAUUUAAUUCUUAUCAUGCUACUGACUUUAAUUUCACUUGCAGCUUGCCAUUUUCUUAGUGUUUUUAACCUGUACAUUGUGUAAUGUAAUGUUUGUAUAUAAUGAAAGUUUGUUAUAUUUUUAUAUAAUAAAAGCUAAAGUGGAAGUUAUUGCCAAAGGAACCGUCUGUAAGACAAAAAAAAAUGUGUUGGAAUCAUUUAUUGGAAAAUUAUCACCUAAAACAACCUAGUGUUUGAGAAGUUUUGCCUUGCCAAGUAUACCUUGUAUAUCUUGACUCUGUGGUAGAUUUCAAGUUCAAUGUUAUUUAAUUACAUUUGGUUUUCUGUAAACCGUGUCACUUAUAAGCACAGUAAUAAAGGAUUUGUCAUGU
Molecule: messenger RNA, 3981 nt
Organism: Ochotona curzoniae (black-lipped pika)
Lineage: Eukaryota; Metazoa; Chordata; Mammalia; Lagomorpha; Ochotonidae
Gene: PCDH8
Product: protocadherin 8
Exons: 3
Coding region: 203-3406 (1067 amino acids)
Biological process (GO): homophilic cell-cell adhesion
Cellular component (GO): plasma membrane
Molecular function (GO): calcium ion binding
Source: RefSeq, a predicted model, not a curated record